This is a messenger RNA of Eremomyces bilateralis CBS 781.70, 807 nucleotides long. RefSeq lists its product as uncharacterized. Bases 156 to 686 code for a protein of 176 amino acids. The transcript has 2 exons. NCBI's taxonomy places the organism in Eukaryota, Fungi, Ascomycota, Dothideomycetes, Eremomycetales, Eremomycetaceae. The record is from RefSeq and is a predicted model, not a curated record.
ACUGUUUGUCCGAGUCACUCGUUCACCCUUCCUACGAAGUACUUCUUUUAAUACUUUCGCAUUAAAACUUCACUUCCCAGGCUCUACCUACCUUUCUCACUUCCAAGACUAUACUUCCCACCCCAAAGUCUAUAUCUCCCACCCCAUAAGCCAUCAUGCAGUUCAAGGCCACUCUCCUCACCACCGCGCUCCUUGCGACCAGCGUCGUGGCCGUCGCAGAGCCCGCGCCCCAAGUCACCGGUUUCAAUGUCGACCCGGCCUCAACCUCCGCCUUCCAAUCUGAACUCUCUAGCUGGAUGGAAUCCCUCACCGACGAUCCCGCGUUCACCUCCUUCGGCAAAGUCAUUGCCACCGGCGUCCCCUCCUCGGUCCUCAACAACCUCCUCGCCGACCCCAGCGCCGCCGUCGGACAGUUCAUGGGUGAUACCGCCCCCCCUGCCUGGUACACCGCCUUGCCCUCCUCCGCCCAGAGCUACAUCCAGAGCAUGGGCGACGCGCAGAUGUCAAUCUUCAACAAGUAUUCCGGCGGAGCGAGCACGACCUCCAGCGGCGGUUCCAGCAGCGGAUCGGGCAGUGCCAGCAGUUCUGGCAACGACAAGAACGAUGCGGCGAGUCAGGCUAUUGGGUUCGCUAAGGUCGCUGCCGCUACGUUGGCUGUCAUGGGAUUCGGCAUUGCGAUGCUCUAAGGGAGAGGGGACAUCGAUACAUGCACUUCAGCGGUAUGCGCCGUAUAUAAGGAUGGGUUAACCGCGUGUAGGGACAAUUCACAACUUUGAAGCUGCUUUGUUGUUGCUUUUCGCUCGGCUG